This is a messenger RNA of Tetrapisispora phaffii CBS 4417, 759 nucleotides long. It is a transcript of the gene ALF1, whose product is annotated as Alf1p. The transcript has a single exon. Gene Ontology annotation, molecular function: microtubule plus-end binding. Lineage: Eukaryota; Fungi; Ascomycota; Saccharomycetes; Saccharomycetales; Saccharomycetaceae. The record is from RefSeq and is a predicted model, not a curated record. Gene Ontology annotation, cellular component: microtubule plus-end; cytoplasm; nucleus. Gene Ontology annotation, biological process: cytoplasmic microtubule organization. Bases 1 to 759 code for a protein of 252 amino acids.
AUGUCUUCAAUUAGCGUUUUCGUGAGCUCAAACUUUAGCUCUUUAACUAAAGAAAUGUCAAAGGAGAUCUCUUUGUCAGAACUGUGUCAGAAGAUGUACCCGAUAACGGGAGUCUCUUCAGAAGACAUGGAACUGACAAUAGAGUCUGCCGAUGGUAACAAGGUUAAGUACCAAGUUAAUGUGAUGGGUUCGAUUGAUGGCAUAUAUCCAUUCAAGGAUUUUACUGGGACCAACGUCACUGUCCAUGUAGUGGAUCCAAACAAGGAUUCAAUUGUCAACCAAUUACUAGAGUCAGGUGACAAUAGUGACAAGUAUACAUAUACCCUCUUGGAAGAAGAUUACCAAAGGAGAACUGACUCGGUACUCCAAUGGAAGAAAGAUAAUAAGCUUGGAAAGUAUGACCCAAAAUAUCAAGCUGGAUUGCUAAAACAACGAGAAUUGCAGAAUUCAAUAGCAGAAAAAUUGCAAGUAAAUGUCAGAUGCUCUGUCAAGGUUUCUAAUAAGCUAGAAAGAAGAGGCUGGCUUAGGUAUAUCGGCAAACUGCAAGCAGUCGCCAACACUGAUAAUUCUAAUGAUUUGUGGUGCGGUGUAGAGUUCGACGAGCCAACAGGUAAAAAUGAUGGUUCAAUAAAUGGUGUAAGAUAUUUUGGACCCGUACUUAAGAACCACGGUGGUUUCGUUAAACCAUUAUACGUUGAAACUGGCGACCAAUUCACUCCACUUGAGUCAGACUUGGAUUUCUCUGAUGAAGAAAUAUAG